Messenger RNA from Elaeis guineensis (African oil palm), 1055 nucleotides. RefSeq lists its product as uncharacterized. The record is from RefSeq and is a predicted model, not a curated record. NCBI's taxonomy places the organism in Eukaryota, Viridiplantae, Streptophyta, Magnoliopsida, Arecales, Arecaceae.
GAUUCUGAGUGCCACUGGCUGUCCAAUAUAAAUAUCGACUCCCCCUCCAUACCAUCCCACCCCACAACGCUUUCCUCCUCCACCUCCGGUAAUUUGCCUCUCCCUUCCACCGGCUUCAGCCUCCGUCUUGUUAAGCUCCUCUUCGCCAACUUUCCUCUAUUUAUCUCUCCCAUGGCUACCGUCGAGGUGGAAACAGCUCCGGCCGUCGAGGCUCCGGCCAUCGAGGCUCCAGCAGAAGCCCCGGCCGCCCCCCCAGAACCCGAACCAGCUCCCGCAGAACCCAAACCAGCUCCCGCACCAACUGCUGAACCGGUAGCCGAGUCUGAGCCCGCCGCCCCUGCCAUCGAAGAGUCCAAGGAAGAAGCCCCAGCCGCAGCACAAGAGGAGGCGGUCCCAGAACCACCAGCAGCAGAGCCCGAGGAGAAGCCUGUCGAAGAGCCUGCAGUCAAGGUGCCGGCCGAGGCCGAACCAGUGGCUGAGGAGCCGAAAGAAGAACCAAAGCCAGAGGCUGCAGAACCGGAGGCCCCUGCUCCUGAAGCCCAGAAGCCUGCCGAACCAGUCGUCGAGGAGCCGACCGUGGAGGAGCCCAAGGCUGUUGAGGAGGCGCCGCCACCAGCAGUGGAGGAGGAGGUGAAGGCCGAGGUGGCGGAGGAGAAGACCGCGGUCUCGGAGUGAAUGAGAUGAGGCUAUGGCUUGUGUGUUUUGUUUGAUCAGAUGGAGGUUUAGUUUAAGGUUUUAGAUUUUAUUAUAUCUAAAAAUAUUCGUUACUUUUAAAUAAUUAAAAACUAGCUAUUAGAUGGUAUUAGAGCUACGAGGUGGAGGCUAUGAUCCAAUUUAUGGGUGUGUUUCACUUAUAAGUGGAUCGGAGUUGGUAAUGUGCGUUUGGUGUCAGUGGUCCGCUGGGUUUAUUUUGUAGUCUUUGUUCGUAUAUGUUUUUGGUGAUCGAGUGCCCUGUUUAGGCUGUGGGCUUUCUGUUGUAUUUAUCAAUUAAGAUUGUCUUAAGAUUUUCUUGAUCUAUAAUGGUGAUAUACAUACGGUUGCACUAAUCGUAUUCC